Molecule: messenger RNA, 2091 nt
Organism: Letharia columbiana
Lineage: Eukaryota; Fungi; Ascomycota; Lecanoromycetes; Lecanorales; Parmeliaceae
Exons: 1
Coding region: 1-2091 (696 amino acids)
Source: RefSeq, a predicted model, not a curated record
AUGGCGCCCGGCGCGUCCUCCAUCAACGACGGAUUCCAAGAAUUCUAUGCGCCACGUACCACAGAGCCCUCUUCAACAUACCAACAACAGUCGAUGCCGCCGGCCGAGCAUCAAAAACCCCAAAGGUCGAUCGGACUCCACAACUCCCGAGGUCCCGUGGAUCGUACCAAACCUGACGACGACGAUCAAAUACAAACAGGCUGUUUCGGGGAGAUUAAGCACUACAAGGCUGGAGACGAGUUCCUUUUGCUAUGGAAGUGGGUAGAUGACUUCAUGGACAAACGGCGAGCUAAGAUCAAAUCCAGCAAGUCACAUAAUGUCAACACGUCAACUUCACGACAACCCAAGUCAACUCCCUCUUCAUCACGCAAGGCCCGUCAAGUGCCCAGGCCAGCAGUUACCCCAUCACCGGAAGCAGUGAGAAGACAGGCUACAGACAGAGAAGACAUGCGUGAGUACAUCGCUCAACGUCAUACGCCGUGGGGCGAGCUCAUUUAUCUGUACCGAAAUUGGAAGGACCAACAAGCUAAGAAGAAAGCAGAUCAAGCAAGACAGAAAAGGGGCGAGGAGAUCGCCAGGAGCCAGGCCACCGUGAGAAGGGACGAGUCAUCUCGCGGUCGCUCAACAAACCGACGUGAGCCUCCUCGAAAUGCCCCGUCGCCACCAGAUCAAGAUCAUGCAGCCGACUCCCAGCCAGGCAUAGCAAGGAAGCCAGUUCCCAUCUACAACAAGAAGAGAGGUGAGGUUCAAAAGCACGCCGUCAAGAUCGCUCAGCUACCUCCAGUACAUAACAGCGUUCAUCUUCAGCACACCCCCUCAAACAACUAUCGCGCCGGACCUUCGCCUGCUCGUGGCCAGAAGGACAAGUUCAAUCGCAAUACACAGUUUUCCGACUUCCUUCACCAGGAGCAUAACGCGCCGUCCGCUCUGUUGGGCGAAACGGAAGGGACCUACGCCGGACCAGGUGAAGACGCCGACCUGGUGCGCAACAGCCACUUCUCAUCAGUCCUCGAUCCCGCAAAAGCGAUCAAGAAAGCCAAAGAGGCCGAGAAAGCGAAAGGCCCCAAAUGUUACAUCUGCGGGACUGCGUCCACCAACAGCCCCGGAGGCUACCGCGACAAUAUUACCAACCUGUGGGUCUGCGUAGCUUGCCAGCAACAGGAAGACACUUGCCCCGUCCAAUGCACCGUCUGCGGUGCAGAUUCCCCUGAUACCGGAUAUGCCCGUAAUGGGUUGUGGAUGUGCAAAGCAUGCCGAAGCCCGACUACGCCGAAGGAGCUGCCGCCGUCACCAAAGUUUUCUCGCAAAGCCACAUCAAAGCCGAAGCCGGCGUCAAGGCUCAACGACCAUAGCUCUCGUGCUUCGCUAGCCAGUCACGCUGUGCCCAUCUCGGAGUACGACAGUGAUCAUCUCUACUCCGACGACUCGUACGAGACACGAGCGACCACGCCCCUAUCCAAGAGGCCAAUCGGACUCGGUAUCACACUCCAAGACUCGGAAGAGGAGGAGGAGGAGGAGGAGGAAUUCCGGCCCAUACCCCCGCUCAAAGACAGCAAAUACUACCAAGACUCCCCGACCCUCCCAGCCAUGGACUACAACCGAUCCUACCUCCGCAAACCGGGCACGAAGCACCCGUACGCACCCUCGUCGGCAUCGACAGCAUCAAGGACAGCCCCAGCCCCCUUCGCUCCCGACCUCCCCGGAGCCAAACCCUCCAAGAAACAGCGCCGUCAGCAAGACCGGUCCUUCAACCCGACCACUUACCCAUACCCGUCUCCCCCCGGCACACCGGCGCCGCUCCACAAGCCGAGGCCGGCCAGCAGCGUCUAUCCGACCGACGAGCCCGCCGUCGACUUCCCGUACCCGCCUCCCCCGAUCCCUCAACGGUUUGCGCAUCGGCCGAAGAGGUCCAGUUCCGUCAGUCCCGGAACGCGUUCGAAAGCGGCCUUGGCUCGUACGGAGCCGGCGAGUCCGAGAUCGCAGUCGUCGCCCGUGAGCACGGAGGGUGGACGGACGGGACUCAAUAGACGCUCCUCGUGGUAUGAUUUUUGGAAGCCGGUUUUUGAGAAGCCGGGGGAGGGAAGCCCUUGA